Messenger RNA from Syngnathus acus (greater pipefish), 6105 nucleotides. It is a transcript of the gene cpeb2, whose product is annotated as cytoplasmic polyadenylation element binding protein 2. The transcript has 10 exons. Gene Ontology annotation, biological process: negative regulation of cytoplasmic translation. The record is from RefSeq and is a predicted model, not a curated record. Gene Ontology annotation, cellular component: cytoplasm; synapse; nucleus. Gene Ontology annotation, molecular function: translation factor activity, RNA binding; ribosome binding; mRNA 3'-UTR binding. NCBI's taxonomy places the organism in Eukaryota, Metazoa, Chordata, Actinopteri, Syngnathiformes, Syngnathidae. Bases 365 to 2470 code for a protein of 701 amino acids.
GGCGCGCGCACACGGGCAUGAUGCGCCCGUGACGUCGGUUCCGUCUGGGACCUUUAAUCCCUCUGCCGCAGCAGUAGAGGAGCGAGGAGGGGGGCAGCCAGCAACCGGCAUGGACCGCACGAGCUAACGGCGAGCAGGACCCCCUCCCGUUAGGCAAAAAAAGACGCAUUCUCGGUGGGUCCUGGUUGAAAGCUCUCCAUAUCAAUCCAAACCAAAUCGGGAUCCGGUGCCGGUUCCGUUCAGGCCAGACCUCCUCCCUUCUUUCCUGCCUCCCUCCCUCCCUCCUCCUCCUCCGCCACCAGACAUCCUCCCUCCACAUUGUCAUCAUUUACAAGCGUAGCGAGGCGGAUCGGUGCUGCAAAACAUGCAGGAUGAGCCUGCGGUGGUGACACGCACUCCGACGCCGCCGUCCACCGACGAGGAGCCUGCCAGCCGCUGCACGGUGCCAGCGGAUUACGAGCAGCGAGGCUUCCGUCCGACGUGGCCUGCCCGUGACCUUCAAUUCGGUCGGGAAAGACAGCGGCGAUCCGGAGAGUUCGCCCCGGAACCGGCGGCCGCGUCGUCGGCCGCCCUCGACCCGCGCGAGGACGCAGCCGAUGCCGCGACGCCACCAUCAACAUCGCCGCCGCCGACUUCCGUGAAUCCGCUCCGCGACCUCCCGAUGGACUCCCCCGUGGGCCACUACGUCAGCAACGGCAAUGACUACAACAUGUUGUCCGGAGGUCUGGGCGCCGGCUUCCCGGAGAUGCAGAGCACCACUGGCAGUGGCGGCUCGUCGUCGCCCUCUCUCCCGGGCUUCGGCACGCCUUGGUCGGUGCAGACGUGCGGCUCAUCGCCCCCUCCUCCGCCUCUUCCUGCUCCCCCGCCUCCUCCCGCUCCACCUGCGCCCGCCUGCACCUCCGGCGACAGCAGUGGCAGCGGCUUCUACACGGGGAUGCGUUCGUCAUCCGUCAACCCGGCCUUCUAUCAGGGCUUCUCGGCUAAUCCGUGCUCCGGAAUGAACGUGCAGGGCUUCGGCGGACCCUUCUCGCCGCAGAUCCGCCGCUCUCCCAUCAGCCCGCAGAUGCACAACCAGCAGGGCGCCUUCCUGCAGCAGAGGAACAACUACAACCAACAUCAGCCUAUGAUGAAGCAGUCUCCCUGGGGGGCUCACCAGGGCAACGGCUGGAGCUCGGGUGGUGUGUCCUGGGGGCGCGACCAUCGCAAGGGGGCAGGCGGCGCGGGCACGGCAGGCCAGGGCGGCCACGCGUCGUCGCCCCUCAAGAAGGCCUUCCACAGCAACGUCAUCGCGCCACCCAAGUUCCCGCGCUCGACCACCUCGCUGGGGCCUAAGUCGUGGCUGGAGGACAACGUGUUUCGCGCCGACGGCAACAGUAACACUUUGUUGCCCCUCCAGGACCGCUCCAGGCUGUACGAGAGCCUCAACAUGCAUUCGCUGGAGAGCUCCCUGAUUGACAUCAUGCGAGCCGAGCAGGAUCCUCUGAAAGGCCGCAUUGGAUGCCUGAACCAGACUGCCGACGGGCUCCUCAUGCUUAACGCCAGGAGCUAUGGCAGACGUCGAGGGCGCUCUUCUCUUUUCCCCAUUGACGACAAUUUGCUGGAUGACGGCCAUGGCAACCAGGGGGUUCCGGGGGUCCUGGGCUCGGCCGGCUGCUACCCGCAUCAGAACGGCGAGCGCAUCGAGCGCUUUUCACGCAAGGUGUUUGUGGGCGGGUUGCCGCCCGACAUAGACGAAGAUGAAAUCACCUCCAGCUUCCGCCGCUUUGGUCACCUGGUGGUUGACUGGCCGCACAAAGCUGAGAGCAAGUCCUACUUUCCACCCAAAGGUUACGCCUUCCUGCUGUUCCAGGAGGAGACUUCUGUGCAAGCCCUGAUUGAAGCCUGCAUGGAGGAGGAUGGCAAGCUCUACCUGUGUGUCUCCAGCCCUACCAUCAAGGAUAAACCUGUGCAAAUCCGCCCGUGGAACCUGAGCGACAGCGACUUUGUGAUGGACGGAUCUCAGCCCCUGGACCCCCGCAAGACCAUUUUUGUGGGAGGUGUCCCUCGUCCCCUGAGAGCAAUCGAACUGGCCAUGAUCAUGGACCGCCUCUACGGGGGCGUCUGCUACGCCGGGAUCGACACUGACCCGGAGCUUAAGUACCCCAAAGGGGCGGGGCGGGUGGCUUUCUCCAACCAGCAGAGCUACAUCGCUGCUAUCAGCGCCAGAUUUGUGCAGCUGCAGCAUGGCGACAUCGACAAGCGGGUGGAGGUGAAGCCGUACGUGCUGGACGACCAGCUGUGCGACGAGUGCCAGGGCGCUCGCUGCGGCGGCAAGUUUGCUCCCUUCUUCUGCGCCAACGUCACCUGCUUGCAGUACUACUGCGAGUUCUGCUGGGCCAACAUCCACUCACGCGCCGGCCGUGAGUUCCACAAGCCUCUGGUCAAGGAAGGCGCCGACCGCCCGCGGCAGAUCCACUUCCGUUGGAACUAGAAGCUAGUAGUAGAACCCCCUCCAGCUAGCUAAACCCGGGGUGUCCAAACCUGGAGCCAUUUUUUAGCCUUCCGCGAGAUAUCUAAAUAUCAAUUCAUACCCGACCCGACAAAAAAAGCCUUGAAUCCUUCACAAAAGCAAACAACCGUCGUUUCAUCAUCUUUUUCAAAAGUCGAUAUAUUUCUUUCACAGUUUUUUUGGUGGAUUCGUCUUUGUUGAGCCUUGACUCCUUUGAUUUUUCCUUUUGCGGACAAAAUAAUCCAAACGCCUUUGCACUAAACGCUCGAAACGACACUCUAGGUAGCGGCCGAGCUGUUUCGCAUCCACUAUCAUCGUUCUUUUACCACCGCCCAUCUCAGGCAGGCUCUUUUUUUUUUUUUUUUUGUGGUACUUUCAUAUUUUAAUCAACAAAACAAAUUGAGUUUUUAGACAUUUUAAAUUGUUUAGAUGUGAGACGAAACAAUAGAGAGACGGGGAUAUUUGCGCAUGGGGGCAACUGCUUGCCCGCUCGGGUCCCGCGCUCAUGCCUGCUAAGGACACUAACCAAAGGUUGCGAAGCACGAUAGGAACCAGAAAUGCCGACAUGCGCUUGUAGCACGCAAAACUACUGACCGUUAGCCUCUUUUACAAAGGAGAUCAUACCUCAGUGUCUUUUCACUAGCCACUCGAUUCAACAUUUACAGUAUACGUAACAAGCUAUCGUAGGAAAUCUCGCUGCUAUUAAGAAAAUAAUCAACACAUAUACGACUAGUUGUGUAGGACAAAUAUUUGACACUCCUGUUAUAUUGUAGGAUAAGGUCAGACGAGAAACCAAAAGUAGUUUGAGGGAGUUUCUGCGGAAAAUGGUUAGUCAUGGAUUUAAAGACGAGAUAAGCGGCUCUGGAAAAAAAUGAGACCCAAAAUAGACAGGACUUUGUUGUGGGUGGACCAUUUUAAUUUGUUUCAAACAAAUGCUAUCCAUUACAAUAUUUAGAUUUAGAAUUUAUGUUGUCGGAAGUUUAUAGAAUCAAAUAAAAAUGUUCAAUUUACUCAAAAAAUUAGCGGACAUACAAAAACCAGAAUAGCCCAAAACAUUCUCGAAAACGGAAUCUUACCAAAACUAGGGCAAACCAAAUUUCCACCAAUAACAAAAUCAGAUAAACAGAUCAUUUUGCAGUGCUCUCGUUUUUUUCCCAAAGCUGCACAUAACGUUUGUUUGGAUUUUCACUUUGGGAAAAUUCAAGGCAAGUUGUUGCUGUUAAAAACAACAAUGCAGUGAUGCGUUUCUGGCAGCGCAUGUUUGGAAUCAACUCGCAUGCUAGGACGGAUGUAAGGAAAAUUGCUAACGAUAAAAAAAAUAAAAUAAACUCAGUUUUCAGUAGCAUGAAGCUAAAAGGGGUGUGUGUGGCGGGGUGAAACACCAGCGCGAAAUAAGAAAAAAAAUAUUUAAACCUGCAUGCUUCAGUGUUUAUCUGUCCGUUUACGAUGAAAAGACAAUUCUGCUGUAGGCUAUUAGUGGACAAAAAAAACAAAAAGUGUGGUGUUCGGUGGUUGUGUUUUAUUUCCCCCCUUGUCGUGCGUGUGUGCGUGUGAGUGUGUGUAGAAUAAGGCUCUGGUUAACGAUAUCGCCAAGGGGCGGGGUAGGAGGCGGUGUUCACCGUUUCAAAGGUGACAGGGGCAAACGAUUCAAUUGGACGAUGUUUCGGGGCAAUCUCCCUCGGUCGGUACUGUUCAACUUGCUGUGUUGUCAUGGUUACGCUGUUGCUUGUGUUGACUACUUCCCCUCACUGGACCUUCCCUGAGUGUAUUUUUUUAAUACGGUAAUAUAUUAUAAUUAUUAUUAUCAUGCACUACUUUUCUAUAUGUUUCUUAUCCAUCCGUGCAAAUUCUUUUAAAAAGCUUCCCCUUAUUUAUUGUCCCACGGAUGAUUUAUUGUGCAAUUUUUAUUUUUUCACGUGCCGCGUGUGAAGUCUUAAGUUAUGUGUGUGCGUGGAUAGAGAAGGAAUUGAAUAUUUUCUAAUAUAAUUCUUAAUGUGGUCCCUAAUGUUUGAAUACGGUCACCUGUAACACUUGACUUGUGUUGUUAUUGUUUUGUUUGUUGUCCGUUUUUGUAAAGGAAAAACAAAAUCACAUUUAUUUCACUAUUUUUGGAGACGAACAGAUAUUUGAUUUUGAUUGUAUUUUUCUAUUCAAAAGUGAUUCUAUUCCCCUCCUAUAAACCUUCCUGUUGCAGCAAAUUUGACCCAAGGAUGUUUUAGUAUCAAAUGUGUCAGGGACCAAAAAGAAAAUCAUUUUAUAUUAUUUUUGUUCACGUGACUUUCAAUAUUUUUUUAAUUUUUAACGAUAAACUAAAAAUAUUUGGUGUUUUUUUUUUUUUUUUUUUUAAAGAGUGAAUCGCCCCGAUUAUACACAUAUUUUCUCCAGACUUCUGUUAAGAUGUCUAUUGCCACUCCCAGCUGAAGUUUACUGUAGAUUGGUUUCUCACUUGCUCAAUGCUCACACACAAUGCAAAAUAUCAUUGACAGGCUAAAAUAUGUAGCAUUGAUGCUAAGACCACUGAUAUUCAAACAGAAAUGAUGUUUCAUGCAUUUAGUUAAAUGAACAAAACAACGCUUGGAACUGUUUUGAAAUGUAGUUGCUAAAAGGAUCAAAACAAUGUUCAAGGGAUUUUUUUUCAUCCUGACACAAUUAAUUAAACAUGCCCAGGGUCAAAUUGACCCGGUGACAGGAGGGUUUGUUAUGUCCAAACCUUUAGUUCCAACAUAAAAGGUUAUCACGCACACACGCGCAUGCGCAUCCAGACAGUUUGUAGUAUGAUUCUUAUUUUCAUGCACACGCGUGUGACGGAAGGCAGCAUGAAGGUUUUGUUCUUCUUCUUCUUUCCGGAAGACACUUGAGAUUCUCCCGCUCUGAAACUUGAAUUCUUCUUCUUCUGUCUCUCUCUAAUGACACAUUUUGAAAGGCUGACUAACCUCGAUUCUGUGUUGUGACGUGCAAUACCGUUUCUAAUGUUUGUACAAAAAGUAAGAAUUACCGUGUAAAACCUUUUGAAAAUGCAGAUUUUAUUUUUUUCAUUGCAUAUUUUGCAGAUUUUUCUGAUCCACAGUGUCAUUUUUUUACUGUCUAAUGAGGAGAAAAAAGGAACCAGACCCCAUUUUUUCAUUGCAACUAUUUUUAAAUCCAGAUAUCUUUGUACCGAUGUAAAUGAUUGUAGUUAUUUUGGAUAGUGUUUUGCUAACAAAAAGAGAGACUUUUUCAUGUAUAUUUUCACCUUGGUUAACCUUCUUUCAUUUCACCCAACGGUAGCAGAAUUCUUGGGAGGUUUUUUUUUUUUUUUUUUUUUUUCAAUGUCAUUGGUAUUAUUUUGUAUUCUGGUGUGGAACUACAGAAGAUGCUAAUUGCUGAGAUAUUUUAAUGAAGCUGCAUUUUUCUUAUUUCAUUGUUUCUAAAAUCAGAGUUGACCUAAAAUACAAAACGUUGAUUGUUAUGGUGCAUUUGGAUGGCGAUCAUUAUUACUGGCUGGUAGUUUGAUAUGCAAAAUGAACAUUGCGUUUUAUUUUUUACCUGGCCUUGUUUUGUAUUUCACUAGUGAUUACAAUUUUUUUGUUGUUUCAAUUCACUUGCUAAAUAAAGACCCACUCUGUUUGGACACACUA